Messenger RNA from Liolophura sinensis, 3660 nucleotides. RefSeq lists its product as uncharacterized. NCBI's taxonomy places the organism in Eukaryota, Metazoa, Mollusca, Polyplacophora, Chitonida, Chitonidae. The record is from RefSeq and is a predicted model, not a curated record. Gene Ontology annotation, biological process: cell-matrix adhesion. The transcript is spliced from 6 exons. The coding region runs from base 115 to 2049 and encodes 644 amino acids.
CAUAAGGGCGGAACAGACAGGUGGCAAGCAUACGGACAACAAGACGCGGUUAGACGAGCAGGAAGGACAAGCGCUGAGCCCACAGAGGUCAGCCAGAACGUCAGGCCAACAGAGAUGGCGUCCAGGUCGUUGGGGAUGGGUAUUGCUGUGUUAGCCGUACUGAUCCUUGGGCAAAUUACAAUAAACACUGAGGCGACUACAACGACAGAUUCAGUCACGUUAACAAACAUGACAACUACAACAGAGGAGUCGUCAACUGUCCAGACAGCCCCAGGGGAGAACACGACAGUUUCUGGUAAUAGUUCAGUGAGCGGAACGACUGAUUCAGUCACUGUAACAAACAUGGCAACUACCACAGAGAAGUCGCCAACUGUCCAGACAGCCCCAGGGGAGAACACGACAGUUUCAAAUGAUAGUUCAGUGAGCGGAACGACUGAUUCAGUCACUGUAACAAACAUGGCAACUACCACAGAGGAGUCGCCAACUGUCCAGACAAAUCAAGGGGAGAACACGACAGUUUCUGGUAAUAGUUCAGUGAGCGGAACGACUGAUUCAGUCACUGUAACAAACAUGGCAACUACCACAGAGGAGUCGCCAACUGUCCAGACAGCCCCAGGGGAGAACACGACAGUUUCUGGUAAUAGUUCAGUGAGCGGAACGACUGAUUCAGUCACUGUAACAAACAUGGCAACUACCACAGAGGAGUCGCCAACUAUCCAGACAAAUCAAGGGGAGAACACGACAGUUUCUGGUGAUAGUUCAGUGAGCGGAACGACUGAUUCAGUCACUGUAACAAACAUGGCAACUACCACAGAGGAGUCGCCAACUGUCCAGACAGCCCCAGGGGAGAACACGACAGUUUCAAAUGAUAGUUCAGUGAGCGGAACGACUGAUUCAGUCACUGUAACAAACAUGGCAACUACCACAGAGGAGUCGCCAACUGUCCAGACAAAUCAAGGGGAGAACACGACAGUUUCUGGUGAUAGUUCAGUGAGCGGAACGACUGAUUCAGUCACUGUAACAAACAUGGCAACUACCACAGAGGAGUCGCCAACUAUCCAGACAGCCCCAGGGGAGAACACGACAGUUUCAAAUGAUAGUUCAGUGAGCGGAACGACUGAUUCAGUCACUGUAACAAACAUGGCAACUACCACAGAGGAGUCGCCAACUGUCCAGACAAAUCAAGGGGAGAACACGACAGUUUCUGGUAAUAGUUCAGUGAGCGGAACGACUGAUUCAGUCACUGUAACAAACAUGGCAACUACAACAGAGGCGCCGCCAACUGUCCAGACAGCCCCAGAUUCAGUCACUGUAACAAACACGACAGCUACAACAACUGUCCAGACAACCCCUGCCGCUCUGAUAUCUGAAGCCCUCUUUGAUUACGGAUUUGAGAAAGGGGACAGUGCUUUCUAUGGCGAUGAUAUCUUGCGCUAUAUUUACAUGAGUCGAGGAUUCCCCACGGACUCCAGUCGGGAAUUCUACCUUUACAUUUCCACAAAUGGGUACAUUGUUUUCGGACGUUACUACAACAGCUUCCAUCCGAGGCGACUCCCUCAGUCUGAUUUGAAAAUUGUGGCGCCAUUCUGGGCAGACGCAACAACGUACUACUACAACUAUUACAGUUCGUACUACAGCUACUACAACGCAAAUGACGCGAGGAUAUAUUACCAAGUUUACACCAAUGGAAAGGGACAAUUCGGCGAUGACGCAAAAGGGCUGUUUCAGAAAGUCAAUGAUAUGAUAUCUGAAAAGAAACACGUUAGCCCCUUCAAGGCCAGGUGGAUUUUAAAAGCAACGUGGCACAAUGUCUUGCCACACGGUGGACAGGAGACCAACACGUUCCAGUGUAUACUGGCCACGGACUACCAGCGUUCCUUCACCAUCUACCUGUAUGACAAGGGAAACAUGAGAUGGUCCAAAACAAGCUUAUCCAACGCCCCCGGAAUUGGCUUCCAAAUGAGCAGCGACAAAUACUUCAACUCCCCCUAUUUCAAACGCCUGGAAGCCAUGAGGAUUGACGGCAUCAAAGAAACGUCGGUAGGUUAACUCACGAUAACACGCCUAAUACUGUCUUAGAGUGAAGUGUAGGUCAGAUGAAGACGAUUAAACACUGCCCAUAAUAAUAGUUCGAGUUAUUUUUUAGAAUUUUUUCAACCUAGUAAAAUACAUUUGAAAGUUUGGAUUCUGCGGAGACCUUUUCUGACAAUACUGGGAUCAGUGACAUCACAUCAGGUUUUUCCCACUUGACACACUGCUAGAUUUCAUGAUAAUAAAUACAUACAGAUAUAGAUCUAUGAAUGCAUUCACCGACUGGACUUUGAGUCGAGCUAUUUCAAGCAAAAAUUAUGGAUGGGACGUCUUUGAUACCGUCAAGGUUACUACAGAUCACAGUAGAAUCCAUUUUAAAACUAUUUUAUUCGGUUGGAAAAGAUCUAAAAAAAUAAAUUUAACUCUUUCCUUGGACAGUGUUUAAUGGUCCUUCAUCUGACAUAUACUGCAUUUUAGUGGUUCACUUUCCUUGGAGCGCUUUUCCCAAACCCUGUUGAACAACACAUACUUGUGACAUCUUUAUUUUACGCAAACUUGUUGUCAUCUUAAACUAUAGCGCAAUAAUAUUGCUUUUCAUUACAUAUACUCAUAUUUUUCAUGUCGAUUGAUGCCAUUAGAAGGGAACUAUGCCAGCAUUGUGUUACGACCCAAACUGCCUGUAUUAUAAAGAGAUUUCUUGUUCGAGAUACACGACAGUUUAGCCGCACAAAAAAGUAACCAAAACCAGCAGAUUUUAUUUUUCAACAAUUUAUUAGGUUUAACAAGAACAGAUAACAAGACUUAUACAAAUACUAAAGUACUUAAGUUUAACAAGAAAGGAUAGCAGUAUCUAUACAAAUACUAAAAUGCUUACAUGUACAACGGUGUUAAGUCCAAACGGACGCACAAACUCCACAAUGCUUAAAAAUGCACAGAGGCAAUAUUCACAAGAGGGAAAAUCCACAGUAUAACUCAGUGUUUGACGAAAUAUACACAAAAUUCCACAGAAAGGGUCCGUGUACUAAUAAGCACUGUGUAUACAAGAGCACAAAUUAAAUAUACAAGUUCAGACUGAACAAGUGCUCGGUGGAGAUAUGAUAUAACAAAGCCAGAGGCUAUAAAUACACCAAAAUUCAGCACAAAAGGCCUACUAAAGUAACACACAGCGAAAGCAUCCGAAACUCUCAAUACUUCUCCUUUCUCCUCCUUUGACCUGCUUUCAUACGUCUUAUAUAGACUGGUGGAAUUUUCUAGAAUAAGAAAAAUCUUGAAAAAUGUUGUAAACAAACAGGCCCCGAACUGAGCGUAUUCUGGAAUAUUCUAAGACAGCAGGCCCUGAACUCAGCAUAUGUAAACAGUGGCAAGCUAAAUUUAGAAACUGACGGCAGCUGUCCACAUAACAAUUGUGACCUAUUUUCAAAUACAUUAAAAGACUCUUAAAAUAUUGAAUAUUUUUUCGACAAUACCUCUUCAUCUUACUUAGCCCUUUUCUUAAGAAGUCAAUAUUUUGACAAUCUUCCAACUCAUUAAUUGUGGUGCAUGUUGCAAAUCUCCCUGGUUUCUGUUUGUUUUUUCUUGUCUCCCUAGGUAAAGCGGGCUUGUGGAUUUUCCAGCUAGAUGACAACCGUG